AUGGAACCUUUACCAGAUCCAAAAAAUGACAGACAAAUAAAAGAUGUCGAGCCUCCCCCAUCAAAACCACUUAAUACGCAACUCCUGUACCCAAAUGGAAUAGACGGGGCUCCAGAUUAUAAAACAUUGAUGCACCAUUUAAGAAAAGAAGGUCGAAUAAAAAAAGAAGAUUGUUUAGAUAUAAUAAAAAAAGUUAUAGAUAUAGUUAGUAAUGAACCCAAUUUAUUAAGACUACAAGAUCCUAUUACAAUAGUUGGAGAUAUUCAUGGACAAUAUUAUGAUUUGUUAAAAUUAUUAGAAGUUGGAGGAAAUCCUGAUAAUACACAAUUUUUAUUUUUAGGAGAUUAUGUAGAUAGAGGAUCAUUUAGUAUCGAAGUCUUAUUAUUAUUAUAUGCAUUAAAAAUAAAUUUCCCAGAUAAAAUAUGGUUAAUUCGAGGAAAUCAUGAAUGUAGGCAAAUGACAACAUUUUUUAAUUUUAGAGAUGAAUGUGAAUAUAAAUAUGAUAUAGUAGUAUAUUAUGCAUUUAUGGAAUCAUUUGAUACUUUACCAUUAUCUGCAGUAAUAAAUGGAAAAUUUUUAGGAGUACAUGGUGGAUUAUCACCUGAACUUAUUCUUUUAAAUCAAAUAUGUGCAUUCACUAGAUUUCAGGAACCACCACGAUCAGGAAUAUUUUGUGAUAUACUUUGGGCUGAUCCUAUUGAUGAAGAUAAAGAAGAACAUACAAUUCAACAAGAAUUAUAUUUUCCAAAUGAUAUAAGAGGAUGUAGCUAUUUUUUUGGAUAUAAUGCUGCAACAUCUUUUUUAGAAAAAAAUGGAUUAUUAUCAAUUAUAAGAGCACAUGAAGCUCAAUUAGAAGGUUAUAAAAUGCAUCAAACAAAUUUAAAAACAGGAUUUCCUACAGUUAUAACUAUUUUUUCGGCUCCAAAUUAUUGUGAUGUAUAUAAUAACAAAGGAGCUGUGCUAAAAUUUGAUAGUAACACAUUAAAUAUACAACAAUUUAGUUUUUCACCACAUCCAUAUCAUUUACCAAAUUUUAUGAAUCUAUUUACAUGGUCAAUACCAUUUGUUAGUGAAAAAGUAACAGAAAUAAUUUACUCAAUUCUAAAUUCUAGCAUUAAUAAUUCAAAUGAUGAUAUGAAUAAUAUUAUUUUACCUCCUGAAAUUUUACAAAUAUUAAGUUAUAUUGAAGAUAAUAAUAAAAAGUUAAAUAUAAAUGAUCAAAAUAAAAAUUCAAAUAUGCAUGAAGGAUUAUUAAAAGAUGACUCAUUUAAUAAUAAUACAAAUUAUGUAGAUAAUCAAAAUUUAAAAACAAAUGAAGAAAUACAAACUUCAAGAGAUAAAGCUGAUGCUUUAAGGAAAAAAGUACAAUCUAUUGGAAGAUUAAUGAGAGUUUUUAGAACUCUUAGAAAAGAAAAUGAAUUAAUUGUUCAACUUAAAGGUUGUAGUCCUGGUUAUAAAAUUCCAGUUGGUUUAUUAUUAAGUGGAAAAGAGGGUUUAGAAAAUGAACUUGAAAAAUUUACAAAAGCAAAAGAAAUUGAUAGUAUAAAUGAAAAGAGACCAUCAAAUGAAUAA
Molecule: messenger RNA, 1572 nt
Organism: Plasmodium yoelii
Lineage: Eukaryota; Apicomplexa; Aconoidasida; Haemosporida; Plasmodiidae
Product: protein phosphatase 2B
Exons: 2
Coding region: 1-1572 (523 amino acids)
Biological process (GO): calcineurin-mediated signaling
Cellular component (GO): cytoplasm; calcineurin complex
Molecular function (GO): calmodulin-dependent protein phosphatase activity; calmodulin binding
Source: RefSeq, a predicted model, not a curated record